Molecule: messenger RNA, 2855 nt
Organism: Monodelphis domestica (gray short-tailed opossum)
Lineage: Eukaryota; Metazoa; Chordata; Mammalia; Didelphimorphia; Didelphidae
Gene: CHAC1
Product: ChaC glutathione specific gamma-glutamylcyclotransferase 1
Biological process (GO): glutathione catabolic process
Cellular component (GO): cytoplasm
Molecular function (GO): glutathione specific gamma-glutamylcyclotransferase activity
Source: RefSeq, a predicted model, not a curated record
CCCUGGGGCUGCACAAAGACACCCCUCUCAUCCCGGAAGGAACAAGGAGGAGCUUGGGGUUCCACCGCCUUGACUCAGCCUACAAUCUCUGUAGAGAGCCCUUUACGCACUCCCCCGUGACUCAGUUUCUCCAUUUGUUCAGGAAGGACAACAGCGUGAGGCACCUGUGGGGAAUGCGGAGGGAGACUCCGAAGUCAUCUCAGUGCCAGAGCUGGAUCAAAGGUGUAACAGCGAACCCAGGCCACUCUGGGGAGUAUUUUUGGACUAGAACACGUCAGGGUCGGGGAAGAGUAAUAAGAAAAAUAGGUAAGGAAGGAAUAACCUCUAAAACCAGGGGCGGAGGAUCCCGGCUGCCGUCCCCCCUCCCCCCACCGCGAUCCUCUGACACCGGCUGCCCUUGUCUUUAGCCAGCUGAUGCCAGGCCCAAGAGGGUGAAGGAGACCCACAAGGGGCCAACCGGCCGGCGCCAGGGUCCCAGCUCAAGCCCAGCUGCCUGUCUACUACCAACCCCUGCGCCGCCGAGUGACCCUUGGGGACUGCGGGGGCAGGCGUUGUCCCGCGAGGCCCGAGCAAAGACCGCCCGGAGCCUCCCUACCCCUCUUCAUCCCGUCCCCCCCCCACCCCACCCCCGCACCCUCGCCGCCGCCGCCUCCUCCUGGUCAGCCCGAAGUUGUCAAUGCCCCAGCUUGACCCUGACACAGUCUAGGCUGCAUGCUAUUUGAAUGAAGGCCGCUGCCCUGUGUCCGCUGAUCGAUGCUGAUGCCCUGUACCCGUUUGCCUGAGCCUGGCGCCCGCUGCCUGAUGCAAUCCAGCCGGCCCUUUGCUGCAUGCCUGGGGCUCUGGGAAACCUCCCCCGCCGUUGCAUCAUUCCUGCCAAAUUUUGACAGAGGUUAAGUCAGGCCAAUCAGUGAGCAUCUGUAGACCGUGACCGACUACCAAUUCAGCCAAUGAAAAUGCGGCGCGGCAAAGGGGAUCAAGGAAAGCAGUCUAUGAUUGGUCUGUUGUGACUUUUCCCCGCCCCUAGAGGACCGGCCCCCUGGGUUACGUGGGCGGAGCCGGCAGAGCGUAGGGUUUAAAGGGCCCCGGCUCUGGAGGUACAGCUCAGCUGUAGCAGAUGUCUCCCGAGUCUUCAUCCCGAUCAUCAUCAAGAUCCCGACCCCGGGUCCAGUCCUGAUCCUUGGUCCGCACGCCUAGGUCCCGGUCCCAGGCGUAGUCCGGACUCUUUUUGUACCCCGGGCAUCAUGAAGGAGGAACCGCCGACCCAGAGGACCCCACCCGCCUCGCCCACCCCGUCCUUGUCCUUGCAGCCCCCUAGGGAGGACAGCGACCCCCCAGCACUCUGGAUUUUCGGCUAUGGUUCCUUAGUAUGGAGGCCAGAUUUUGCCUACAGUAACAGCCGUGUGGGCUUCGUCCGCGGGUACAGCCGCCGUUUCUGGCAAGGGGACACCUUCCAUCGGGGCAGUGACAAGAUGCCUGGUCGGGUGGUGACCCUUCUUGAGGACCAUGAGGGCUGCACAUGGGGUGUGGCAUAUGAGGUGCGUGGGGAACAGAUCAGUGAAGCACUCAAGUAUCUGGAUGUUCGGGAAGCUGUGUUAGGGGGCUAUGACACCAAGGUAGUGACCUUCUACCCUCAAGAUACUCCAGACCAGCCUCUCCGGGCCCUGGCCUAUGUGGCCACCCCUCAGAACCCUGGUUACCUGGGGCCUGCUCCAGAGGAAGACAUCGCCACCCAGAUCCUGGCCUGCAGCGGCCGUGCUGGCCACAACCUGGAGUACUUGCUGCGCCUGGCGGACUUCAUUCGGCUGUGUGGACCCCAAGCCCAGGAUGAGCACUUGGCAGCUAUUGUGGAUGCUGUGGGUGCCCUUCUGCCCUGCUUCUGCCCCUCUGGCCAGACCUUGGCCAUGGCCUGAGCUUGGGGGACCCAGAGCUCCUUUACCCACCAUGAUGGGGCAUGGAUUGACCCUGACUGUGGGCUAACUCUUGUUCUCAUUUUCUUCUCCCACCUUCCCUCUAUGGUGGACAGACUUUUAAGGAGGUCGUGAGGACAUGAGCAGGUCUUUGGUGGAGGUGCUGUGGUGGUCUUUCCCUUUUGAGCCCCUUUGCUGCUGUAUGGAAGUCCCUUUCUUGUCUCCUCCUCAUGCACCUCCUCUUAGACAGGCUCCCUCCACUCCCCCGACUAAUUCCUCAUCCCAUUCACUGGUACAUGACUUGAAAAUAUAUUUAUUGCACCAUGAUGGUGUGGAGGGUAGGGGCAACAAACCCUGAUCUAAGAAGUCCUGCUGAGCAGGGCUGGACUCAUCCUCUGGAGCAGAGGGCCUUGGAACUGUCCACGGGCCCUUUUGGCCAAACUUCCCUCCUCUCCCCCUCCUUGCUGCUGCUAUCACCAGGCUAUCCAGCCUGGGCCCCCUUCUUGGUGGGGGAGGGGACUCCAGGGAUCUGAGGAGCCCCUUUUCUUAUCAUCCAAUUAACCUUGUCCAAACUGAGCCUGAGAUCCCAUCUGCCAAAGCUGCUCCAGUCGGACACUAAAUACUGGUGAGGUGAUAGGAGGUGAGCCAAGGAGAGAGGUUCUUGGCUGCCCCUGUCUCGCUAUGCCUGGGGGCUAUGACUGCCAUGCAGGAGGACAUGCCACCCAGUGUUCUUAGAGCCAGGGCUGCUGUGGCCCAGCCGCUGGCAUUCGUCUGUCAGCUCAGCCUAUCUGUGUCUGUCUGUACCUGUCCAUCGGGCUAUUUCUUGUAAAGGAGAGGGGCCCUACUUGUCUGUCUGUCUGUCUGUCAGUGUGUCUAUCUCUGGGAAGCUCCGUGUUGCUGACUGUCUCUCUGUGUCUGCCUCCUACAUAUAAACAACUCCAUUAUUCA